This is a messenger RNA of Rhincodon typus (whale shark), 1704 nucleotides long. RefSeq lists its product as uncharacterized. Lineage: Eukaryota; Metazoa; Chordata; Chondrichthyes; Orectolobiformes; Rhincodontidae. Gene Ontology annotation, cellular component: cytoplasm. Gene Ontology annotation, molecular function: NAD+ poly-ADP-ribosyltransferase activity. The transcript has 6 exons. The record is from RefSeq and is a predicted model, not a curated record. The coding region runs from base 85 to 1704 and encodes 539 amino acids.
ACAACAAAUUGCUCAGCAGAGUGCAAGAUUCCAAAUUUAAUUUCAGAGGUGAAAUUAAUACAGUGCUCCUCUAUCAGGAAGGAAAUGGCUGAACUGAGAUCAGUUCCCGGAGACCAGUGGAAUGCAUCAGAGUCAAACCAAAUCUUCUCUUUACCUGAUCUCCACAGGAGAGAGAGCUUUUCAUCAAGUGAGAGACCCUGGCACCUUUUCAGAAAGGGGAUAAUAGUAGGAGCUCAACAGCAGAGACCAGCUUUUAAAUGUUGCAUCGUGUUGGGACCAAAAUCUUUACUCAACGGAAGUGCCUUUUUCAGUUUCAAGAUCAAGUUUAUAAAUUCACCGGUUAGCAUGGCAUGUGCUCAUGAAAGUAAGUGGGAUGAAGAGGAUGCACGUCAUUUCGUUGAAUCAUGCUUUAAAUGUUGCAAUAGACCAAAGAACGGCAAGGUCUAUGUGAUGUACCAUGGCACCCAUGUCAACCAUGUAGAUACCAUUCUGAAGUAUGGUUUCAAACAAUCCCCUGAUGGCAUGCUGGGCCGUGGAGUCUAUGUCAGUCGGGAUAUUCGGAAAGCCUGCAGAUAUCCAUUGAAUACGCCUGAGAGUCAGAAGGUUGUGCUUAAAUUAAGAGUUAAUGUGGGUAAGGUCAAAACGAUAAAUUGUCAAGGGCACCCACUCCAGAAGACAUGGCAUGAUCAUGGUUAUGAUACUGCCUGGUGUCCUCCAAACUGUGGCAUGGUACCAAGUGACCUGGAGGUGGAUUGUAUCUGGGAUCCCAAGAGAAUAAAAGUUGUUGGUAGAAUUGAUCAAUCAGCUCAGCCAAAUCCGUGGUACUUCCCUAAUUCAAGAGAAAUGGACAAUUACAAAUCAACAACAAAUUGCUCAGCAGAGUGCAAGAUUCCAAAUUUAAUUUCAGAGGUGAAAUUAAUACAGUGCUCCUCUAUCAGGAAGGAAAUGGCUGAACUGAGAUCAGUUCCCGGAGACCAGUGGAAUGCAUCAGAGUCAAACCAAAUCUUCUCUUUACCUGAUCUCCACAGGAGAGAGAGCUUUUCAUCAAGUGAGAGACCCUGGCACCUUUUCAGAAAGGGGAUAAUAGUAGGAGCUCAACAGCAGAGACCAGCUUUUAAAUGUUGCAUCGUGUUGGGACCAAAAUCUUUACUCAACGGAAGUGCCUUUUUCAGUUUCAAGAUCAAGUUUAUAAAUUCACCGGUUAGCAUGGCAUGUGCUCAUGAAAGUAAGUGGGAUGAAGAGGAUGCACGUCAUUUCGUUGAAUCAUGCUUUAAAUGUUGCAAUAGACCAAAGAACGGCAAGGUCUAUGUGAUGUACCAUGGCACCCAUGUCAACCAUGUAGAUACCAUUCUGAAGUAUGGUUUCAAACAAUCCCCUGAUGGCAUGCUGGGCCGUGGAGUCUAUGUCAGUCGGGAUAUUCGGAAAGCCUGCAGAUAUCCAUUGAAUACGCCUGAGAGUCAGAAGGUUGUGCUUAAAUUAAGAGUUAAUGUGGGUAAGGUCAAAACGAUAAAUUGUCAAGGGCACCCACUCCAGAAGACAUGGCAUGAUCAUGGUUAUGAUACUGCCUGGUGUCCUCCAAACUGUGGCAUGGUACCAAGUGACCUGGAGGUGGAUUGUAUCUGGGAUCCCAAGAGAAUAAAAGUUGUUGGUAGAAUUGAUCAAUCAGCUCAGCCAAAUCCGUGGUACUUCCCUAAUUGUUACUGA